UUUUAAUCAAUCGGACACUAUUUCACACUACAUUCCCCUGUUUUAUUCCUAUCUAUUGAGCUCCACUCUUGAGCUCUGCUGACCCCCAUCAAAGCACCCAAGAAGAAAAUGGCCAUAAUUGGAGACCCAGCGUUGGGAUUUUUCAUCACAGUGGUCCUGGUGUGCCUUCAGGAAUCAUGGGCCAUCAAAGAGGAUCAUGUGAUCAUCCAGGCCGAAUUCUACAUGAAACCUGAUGAGUCAGGCGAGUUUAUGUUUGACUUUGACGGUGAUGAGAUUUUCCACGUGGAUAUGCAAAAGAAGGAGACGGUGUGGCGGCUUAAAGAAUUUGGUCAAUUUGCCAGCUUUGAGGCUCAGGGUGCAUUGGCCAAUAUCGCUGUGGACAAAGCCAACCUGGAAACUAUGAUAAAGCGCUCCAAUCACACCCCGAACUCCAACGUACCUCCAGAGAUGACUGUGUUCCCGAACAACCCUGUGGAACUGGGAGAGCCCAAUAUGCUCAUCUGUUUCAUUGACAAGUUCUCCCCACCUGUGGUCAACGUCACGUGGUUUCGAAAUGGGAAACCUGUCACAACCGGAGUGUCAGAGACAGUCUUCCUGCCCAGGGAGGACCACCUUUUCCGCAAGUUCUACUAUCUCCCCUUCCUGCCCUCAAAUGACGACGUCUACGACUGCCAGGUGGAGCACUGGGGUUUGGACGAGCCUCUUAUCAAGCACUGGGAGUUUGAAGCACAAACCCCCCUCCCAGAGACAACAGAGAACGUGGUGUGUGGCCUGGGCCUGGUUGUGGGUCUGGUGGGCAUCAUUGUUGGGACCGUCCUCAUCAUCAAGGGCAUGCGCAAGGGCCAUGCUGCUGAACGCCGAGGGCCACUGUGAGGCACUUGCAGGUAAUGGACUUUCUUAAGGAGAAGCUCAAUGAAGAGAUUUCUGCUUUAUAUCUUUACAAACCUGGCACUUCUCCAGUUGUUCACCUCAGUGAGGACAACCAUUCUUCAGCACUUUCCAACCCCUAAAUCAGUCUAAGAGUAGCGAUGCCAUUUUGAUCUCUCCAUAUUCCAGGAUCUAGUUGGGCUGCCCUGUCCAUUGCCCCUUUCUAUAUCUGUUUUCCCUCCAUUUCCCAUUAACUUCUUUACUAUCAGCAUGCAAUGCCCCUGCAAUAGGCCCCAUAGAUCUUUUCUUUGCUAUGAAAACAUCUGUAUAUUUCUUGCUUGGGAUUUCAAACUGUGAUUGUGGUUUUUCUAAAUACAAUAAACUAUUCCAGGCGGA
Molecule: messenger RNA, 1263 nt
Organism: Myotis brandtii (Brandt's bat)
Lineage: Eukaryota; Metazoa; Chordata; Mammalia; Chiroptera; Vespertilionidae
Product: HLA class II histocompatibility antigen, DR alpha chain
Exons: 5
Coding region: 109-873 (254 amino acids)
Biological process (GO): peptide antigen assembly with MHC class II protein complex; immune response; immunoglobulin production involved in immunoglobulin-mediated immune response
Cellular component (GO): membrane; MHC class II protein complex
Molecular function (GO): MHC class II protein complex binding
Source: RefSeq, a predicted model, not a curated record